Erpetoichthys calabaricus (reedfish) is the source of this 3893-nucleotide messenger RNA. RefSeq names its product chondroitin sulfate N-acetylgalactosaminyltransferase 1a (gene csgalnact1a). Gene Ontology annotation, molecular function: glucuronosyl-N-acetylgalactosaminyl-proteoglycan 4-beta-N-acetylgalactosaminyltransferase activity. Lineage: Eukaryota; Metazoa; Chordata; Cladistia; Polypteriformes; Polypteridae. The coding region runs from base 1465 to 3090 and encodes 541 amino acids. The record is from RefSeq and is a predicted model, not a curated record. Gene Ontology annotation, cellular component: Golgi cisterna membrane. The transcript is spliced from 10 exons.
ACUGUGUUCUGACAAGUCUAGUCGUUCCGAAAUUAGGACUCGGAAUUGAAAUCAGGCAGGCGUCUCGUGGCAAUAGGGCGGAAAGGCAGGAGCAUCUCGCAGUCAGCUGUCCUCUGUCACUGAACCAGGUAGGAAGCAGCGCCUUUACACUUAAACCAGGAGAAGAAGAGAAGGAGGAGGUGGAGGAGGAGCAGCAGUCAGGCUUCCUGGACAAGUCACUGGCCAAAGAAACGUCGAGGAGCAGGGUGCUGCUGCUGCUGCGCUAUUCAUUGUCGGAGAAGGAGAAAUUAAACGAGGCAUGUGGGAGAAGGGAAAGUAAAAGCGUGUAACUCCGCGCACGCCGACUGACCUGAGGAUCCCGUAAAAGAAAGAAAGUAGCGGCAGCCGUGCGUCUCGAUCGCAACGAGAUUGUGGACCCUGCUUGUUGGCUCGGUUGGAUUUACAUGUUACUGGCAGGCAAGAUCUUCUCUGUAUUGAAAAAUGACAGGUGUACAACUGUUUGGCUUUGGAUCCACAACUCAGCCAUCUCCAAGAGCAGCAGAGAGAAAACCCAGUGACAAAUGAGCAAUCACUGGAAAAUAAUACUGCCAUUUUUGGAAUCAACAUUGAUUCAUGUUGGAUCGACAUUUCAAUUAAUCUCCUUUAUGAAGAACAAGUCUAGCUUGGCAGUGUUAUAUGACAAUUGUGCUUGAACACUUGUGCCAGAAUGAGGCUGCUUUCUUCUUUAAAUCACAGCGCCACACUAAUCAGAGCCACAAUUAGACCUCCAGAACCCAGAAGACUUGCAGCUGAGAAAUGUGGUUUGGCCAAACAUCAGAUGAUGUGGUAGAACAUUUAGGGCUAAACAGUACCAGGACCACCCUGUUGGAUAUUCAGUUGAAUUGUUUGUUUUUGCCAGCCUGGGAGCUCAAAAUGAAGGUACAGUGUGACUUUUAAUUAACUGUUCACAUCAUCCAGAUUUAAGUAAGGACAACCUGAAUGACAAAUAAGUCGAUGCUUCUAUCUUUAAUCUUUGACACCCAUUAAAAAAACAAUUCAGUGGCAACCAAACAGUGAACUACAGAAAGGAAUGUUUAUUGUGGGAUGGCUGCGACUUGAAAACACUGCUCAGUAAUGAUUACGUGGACAUGGAGAAACAGACUGAUCAUCACUUGUGUUCAUUCAGAUGAGAUCAGAUAAUUUUUUGUCCACAAGACUAAAGUGGAGGAAAAUUUAUGCAUCCCAGAAUAUGCCAUUGACUUGACAGACUGUUUAUGAUGAUGCCAGGCUAACUCACGACUGUCAAUGCUGUGGUUUUUAAGACUUUCAUAGAGUCUUUUAUAUUGAAAUUUAUACCUGUACUCUUUCCCAAAUAUAAAGUGAGGAUGGCCAAAUUAAAGAGCAAUAAAAAAUAUUCUGAGGAGGUCUGAAGGGCUCUGCACUCCGUUGUUAAUAAGGCCCCCAUGUAGCUUUGGAGUAAAUAUAAUGCUGCGGAGAGGCCUGCUGGCUUGGGUUUUUCGAGUGGCCCUGUUAUUGGUGCUGCUGUGCUGCUGUGUUUCACUUGUGUAUUUGCUUGCCUGCAGUCCUCGGGCAGAUGUUGGUCAAGCUCCCCUUCCUUGGGUCAGUGGACCCACAGGAAAGGAUGGGUAUCAGGCUUUGCUGCAGGAACGUGAGGAACAGCACCGUCACUACAUUAGCAGUCUGAAGAAGCAGAUCUCCCAGUUGAAAGACGAGCUCCAGGAGCGGAGCGAACAACUGAAAAAUGUGCAGGACUCCCUGGAGCAUGCCGGUGGAGCCGGGGGCAUCAAGGGAGUUGGAGGUAUAAUUGGGGGGGAAGGUACAAUGGGAGAGAGAAGCCACACAGACUUGAUGGACUUUCUUAGGUCUCAGUUGACCAAAGCAGAAGUGCACACUGGGGUCAAGCUGCCAACUGAAUAUGCAGUGGUGCCAUUUGAUAGCUUCACAUUUCAGAAAGUUUACCAGCUAGAGACGGGUCUCACUCGGCACCCUGAGGAGAAACCGGUGCGUAAGGACAAACGUGAUGAGCUGGCGGAAACCAUAGAAACUGCCCUUGAGACUCUGAAUAACCCUGAGGAGGAAGGCAAUGUCCACCAUCAUACCUACUCCAGCUCAGACUUCAUUGAAGGCAUCUACCGCACCGAGAGGGACAAAGGCACCCACUACGAGCUGACUUUCAAGGGGGACCAGAACCACGAGUUUAAACGUCUGGUGUUUUUCCGCCCAUUUGGUCCUAUAAUGAAGGUGAAGAGUGAAAGAGUGGACACUUCCAACAUGCUGAUCAACAUCAUUGUACCCUUGGCCAAGAGGGCAGACAAAUUCAAGCAGUUCAUGCACAAUUUCAGGGAAGUCUGUGUGAAGCAAGAUGGGAGAGUUCACCUCACCGUGGUUUACUUUGGCAAGGAGCAAGUUGCUGAGGUUAAAUCAAUCCUGGAAAACACAUCAAAGGAAGUCAGCUUUAAAAACUACACUUUCAUCCAACUGAAUGAAGAAUUCUCUCGGGGAAAAGGACUGGAUGUGGGAGCAAAGUCUUGGAAAGGAAACAACGUUCUUCUGUUUUUCUGUGAUGUGGACAUUUACUUCACCGCAGAGUUCCUCAACACUUGUAGACUGAACACUCAGCCAGGGAAAAAGGUUUUCUACCCAGUCCUUUUCAGCCUGUAUAAUCCAGCUUUAAUCUACGGCCAUCAUGAUCCAGCACCGUCUAUAGAACAGCAACUGGCCAUCAAGAAGGACACAGGAUUCUGGAGGGAUUUCGGCUUUGGAAUGACUUGUCAGUACCGGUCGGACUUUAUUAACAUAGGUGGCUUUGACAUCGACAUUAAGGGCUGGGGUGGAGAGGAUGUCCACCUGUAUAGGAAGUACCUGCACAGCAACUUAAUCGUGGUGCGGACGCCCGUCCGUGGACUCUUCCACCUGUGGCACGAAAAACGAUGUGUGGAUGAGUUGACACCCGAACAGUACAAAAUGUGCAUGCAGUCCAAGGCCAUGAAUGAGGCCUCGCAUGGUCAACUGGGCAUGCUUGUCUUCCGUCAUGAAAUCGAGGCCCAUCUACGGAAACAGAAGCUAAAACCCAGCAUCAAGAAGCCCUGAGAUUCAAGGUGAACGUGUGGACAAGGAUUUCAACCUUCAUCACAGAAGAACUUAGUUAGCAUCCUUGGUGCCUUUCAGCCAUGCAGAGUUGAGCAGCAUGGCCGAUAUCGAGAUGUGUCUGUGAUACGGGAGGGCUCAGUGUUUUAAAAAGAAGUUCCACAUUGGAGGAAAGUGGCAAAAAUAAUCAGGGGGUCGAGUUAAACUUGGACAUUCGCAGCUGCGGCAGCCAUAAAAAUUGAUGCCUGGGGGAAAAAAAAUGAAGACGCUGCGGGUAUGCGGUUACAUUCUUUAGGAUUUGUGAGAGAGUGCUGUGUGGGGUACCCGUGCGACACGUCGUUAUCCUACAACUAAAACAAGUCAUGGGAGGUUUGUUGCUUUGUGGCUAUUUAUGUGAAGACGCAGAGUUGAACUUGAAAUUUUCUUUAAUAUAUUUUAUUAUUUAAAAUAGACAGUGAAGCUUAUUUAUAAUGCCUGAGGUUUUGACAUGACUACAGCGGGUUGCCUUGUGAGUGAUCAUUAUUUUCUUUUAAUUUCAAAGCUUUCUGUGGAUUCACUAAAGCAAAACAAAAAUUUUUUUCAGUGAUUUUAUAUAAUUUUUCACUGUGUUAAAAAAAGCCAUAUUUUAUGGAUGAAAGUUUUUCUUGGCAGUUUGCACAUGAAAUCGUUAGUUCCUUAUUUGACAGGAUGCAGGAUCGGGCCUCUACAGUAUAAAUAAGUGCCCCUUUCCGGUUUGCUUGUCUGCAAUUGCAAAAAUCAGGCUAACUAGUGAAAGCAAUUAUUAAACAACUUUGAGAGUUUGGAAA